AUGGCCAAAGCUCAGAAUUCCAUCCAGUUCUCCCAGAUUGGGAAAGGGGUCCAAACAUGUUGUUGUGCUUCACAUAUUCACACAGUCAAGCCUCAUGGUGAAGCUAUAAUGCAAAAUGUUAAGCUGAAGAAGUUGGCCAACCUGGUGAGCAAUGUGUAUGAUGAAGAGGAGGUUAAAAUAGGAGGGAAUCGAGACCCUUUUGAGAUCCAGGUGACAAUAGGCUGUGAGCUGCAGUCUGAGGAAACCUCAGUGGGCUUUGCCCAGCUAGCUUAUCAAGGAACUGAUUUACUGAGCUUGGAGAACAAUUUGUGUUUGCCAUCUCCACAGGCUGGUAGUAGAGCCCAGCAUGUUUGCAGACAGUUUGAUCUUUAUAAAUUUUUUAUGGAAACAGUACACAAAUUCAUCAGUGACACCUGUCCACAUUUUAUUUGGGGACUUCUUGAUGCAGGCAAGGAAGAUCUCCGACAGUUGAAGCCUGAAGCCUGGCUCUCCAGUGGCUCCAAUCCUGGUCCUUGUCUUCUGCUGCUGGUCUGCCGUGUGUCUGGCUUCUACCCAAAGCCUGUGCUGGUGACGUGGAUGCGGGGUAACCAGGAGCAGCCUGGCACUGAACGAAGUGAUGUCCUGCCCAAUGCUGAUGGCACGUGGUAUCUCAGAGUAACCCUGGAGGUGACAGCUGGAGAGGCGGCCGGCCUGUCCUGUCGAGUGCAGCACAGCAGUCUGGGAGACCAGGACAUCAUCCUUCACUGGGGUGAGGAAGAAGCGUCAAAUUCCAUCGGCUUCAUUCUCCUGGCAGUGAUACUGGUCCUGGCUCUUCUGGCUGGUCUUGUGUUUUGGUUAAGAAAGCUCUGGUUGGCAGAUUCUUCUCCUUAG
Messenger RNA from Ochotona princeps (American pika), 870 nucleotides. RefSeq names its product T-cell surface glycoprotein CD1a-like. Gene Ontology annotation, molecular function: endogenous lipid antigen binding; exogenous lipid antigen binding; lipopeptide binding. Gene Ontology annotation, biological process: immune response; positive regulation of T cell mediated cytotoxicity; antigen processing and presentation, endogenous lipid antigen via MHC class Ib. The transcript has 6 exons. NCBI's taxonomy places the organism in Eukaryota, Metazoa, Chordata, Mammalia, Lagomorpha, Ochotonidae. Gene Ontology annotation, cellular component: external side of plasma membrane. The coding region runs from base 1 to 870 and encodes 289 amino acids. The record is from RefSeq and is a predicted model, not a curated record.